Cetraspora pellucida is the source of this 139-nucleotide messenger RNA. The record is from the annotation of a GenBank genome assembly. NCBI's taxonomy places the organism in Eukaryota, Fungi, Glomeromycota, Glomeromycetes, Diversisporales, Gigasporaceae.
AUGUCUUCUUUUUUUGGUAACGGAAUCGAUCCUUCAACAUCUUCUUCAAUUAAUACUGAAAUUCAAAUAUACCUUUCAAUUUCACAAAUUCCUAAAUAUGAUUCAAAAGAUCCAUGUUAUGAAAAGUGUAAUCCUUUAG